AUGCCAAUAAAGUCCAACCCGAAUAGAUAUAAGAAUGUGAGCAUAAUGGACGACUGCUUCGAAUCCGGCAGAAGGCAUGAUUUUGAAGAAGACGAGUAUCCAGCGUUUAACAAUGUUAAAAACGAAGACAUCGAUGACGCAAAUUUUUCAAAUACAGAGGGUGAUCUCGAACUUGAUUUACAUCCACAUACAAAAAAAUGCAAGCGCGAGUAUCCUGCUGGGAGGUUUCUUAAAAAGGAAUUGGAAUAUAUUGCUAAGACCUACUGCGAUAAUUACAAGACGUUUUAUUAUUCGACUGUGAAUGGAGGAAAGGAUAAGGACUGUAUUGCUAAGAAGAAGGCGCUGCUCGUAGAAAUGGCGCAACAUAUAUCAACUCUGGGCGAUGAGCCAAGAACUGUAGAACAAGUGGAGCAAAAAAUCCGCGAUGAGAUGAAGCGCGUCAAGAAGUAUCUAAUUGCUAAGAAACAAGGAAGACAACACGGAAAGCGCGAGAUCGUACUGUCAUCACCGCAACAAAUGAUUGCGGAUAUGAUUGAACAAACAACUUUGGAACCGUUUCGGCAAAGAAUAUACGAACCACAUGAGGAUUCGGUCGCAGUGGAUACCUCGACUAUGGAUAUACCCACGACAGGUUCGUCAUUAGAUGUCAGCCCCCCAGGCGGAAGCCAGCGAGCAACGUCACCUCCAGUACUUCGAAGCAGGAAGCGAAAAAUUUCUGACCUUAAGGAAGAUGUAUCUAAAGAUGUAAUGGAAAGAAGCUUCAAUACGAAUACAAGGCGCGAUUUCGACUUUGAACAUUUGAAAGAGCGGCGACGCGCUCUUGAGGAGGACAUGAGAUACGCAAGAGCAAAACUGGAGGCAGUGACCGCUGAACGCGACUUUUGGAUGGCAAAAAUUGAUGUUCUGGAUUUGGAACGCCAAUACUGGAUGAGCGAAUUGGAACGAAGCCUUAGAGAUCGAUUAUGA
Molecule: messenger RNA, 966 nt
Organism: Necator americanus (New World hookworm)
Lineage: Eukaryota; Metazoa; Nematoda; Chromadorea; Rhabditida; Ancylostomatidae
Exons: 8
Coding region: 1-966 (321 amino acids)
Source: RefSeq, a predicted model, not a curated record